GGAAAGAGUUCAACUUCCCAGGAAGACUUGGAGUUCCCUGGUUGUACGGAUUCUUGAGGCCUAGGAAGGCACCCCUAAAAGAAUUCAGAGAACUGACAAUGUCCCUGUAUUGUGGAACUGCUUGCAGGAGAAAAUUUUUUGGGGGCUAUAGGCUGCUGUCAACCUAUGUUACUAAGACACGUUUAAUUCUGGCUACUGAAAAUAUUACACUUAUUAAAUAAAUGUCAAAUAUGGCUUCACUUUCAUCAGUGGUCCCUUUAGUAGAGAUAAGGACCUAAUGGCAUCCACUUGGGAGAAUAGAUGCUUGAAAUAAGACUGCAUUUAAGGUAUUUAUUUGAACUGAAAGAAGAUGAUGAUGCAUGUAAAAAAGCCCAGCAGACAGGAGCAUUUUAUCUCUUUCACAACUUGGCUCCUUUGCUUCAGAAAUCAGAACAUCAGUAUGUGGCCCCCCAGCAUAGCCUAUUAGAGUUGGAAAGGCUCCUGGGUAAGUUUGGACAAGACUCACAAAUACUAGAAGAUUCCGUGCUAAUUGGAUGCUCAGAACAGCAAGAAGCAUGGUUUGCUCUGGAUCUAGGUCUAAAUAGCUCUUCUUCCAUAAAUGCUUCCUUACAGAAAGCUGAAGUGGAGACAGCCCUCCAAGGGUCGUUCAUUAAGCUGACAAAGGCUCUCUUUGAGCUGAAUGUGAAGGAUGCCUCCUUGCUGUCCACGGCUCAGGCUCUUCUUCGUUGGCAUGAUGCUCAUCAGUUCUGCAGCAGAAGUGGGCAGCCCACCAAGAAGAAUGUGUCUGGUAGCAAGCGUGUGUGCCCUUCCAAUAACAUCAUCUAUUAUCCACAGGUGGCACCUGUGGUGAUCACUCUGGUGUCAGAUGGAACUCGAUGCCUGCUUGUCCGCCAGAGUUCCUUUCCCAAGGGAAUGUAUUCUGCCUUGGCAGGUUUUUGUGAUAUAGGUGAAAGUCUGGAAGAGACUGUCCGGCGAGAAAUUGCGGAAGAGGUGGGAUUGGAGGUGGACAGACUGCAUUACUCUGCAUCCCAGCAUUGGCCCUUUCCUCACAGCACGCUCAUGAUUGCUUGUCAUGCAACUGUGAAGCCAGGGCAGACAGACCUCCAGGUGAACUUGAGAGAAUUAGAAGCAGCUGCCUGGUUCAGUCGUGAUGAGGUGGCCGCAGUCCUGAGAAGAAACCACCCAUCUAAUCAGCAACAGAGUGGGGCUGUCCCAUUCUGGCUGCCCCCCAAGUUAGCCAUUGCCCACCAACUGAUAAAGGAGUGGGUGGAAAAACCAACCUGUUCUCCCCUGCCUGCUUAGCUCAGGUCAGGCCACCUGAUCAGAUAACCCCCUCCUCACGAUCUAAGAGGGGCACAUCAGAGAACAAUUGAUAAACAGGAGGUGACAAAAACCCAUCCCCGGCCAACCUCAUAAGGCAGAACAGAUGGUAAGCCUAUAGCAGGACACAUCUGCCAGUGUUAACAGAAGUUCCUAACCACAGGCAAUCAAAAACGCCCAAACCGAUCAGAUAACAAAAAUCAAAGCAAAAGUUGAUUAGUUUGGAUACAGGCCCUUGUUCACUCAUUCUCCCCUGUGCUAUGGAAGCAAACAUCUUCUGGCAUGUGGCUUAUCAAUGCUGGAUUUAUACUAACUGCCAAAUGUGCCUGGUAUAAUUUCAGUUAAAAUUUUAUCUUGGUAUUAAAAAUAUAUAGCAGAUCUCAACCCACUACUGAGUUACUUUUUAUGUUCACAGAAUUUUAAAAAGUAGCACAACAUUUUUGAAUUUGUAUAGAGGUAACUAUUUUAUAUAUAGUAGUUAAAUAAAAGUCAUAUUUCUUUAAGUCCUUCAUCCCAGGAAAGCCGAAUUAAGGUCUUCCUCAAGGUGCUUUGUAAUAAAUCAGAUACAGUGA
Molecule: messenger RNA, 1892 nt
Organism: Cervus elaphus (red deer)
Lineage: Eukaryota; Metazoa; Chordata; Mammalia; Artiodactyla; Cervidae
Gene: NUDT13
Product: nudix hydrolase 13
Exons: 10
Coding region: 301-1302 (333 amino acids)
Molecular function (GO): hydrolase activity; metal ion binding
Source: RefSeq, a predicted model, not a curated record